CCGUUUUCGCAAUUUCAAACCUCGCAUAAACGUACAAGCGCUGCCAAACAUUUAGAUAGUUGCCAGCCCUAUUCCUUCGUCAUUGUUAUGGCAACAACAGGAUGCCAUGCUAAACAAAUUUAUUGACAUGAGAAAAUAGUAUAGUUCCGUAUUGAUGUUCGUAGUUUGUACGAGUUCCGGUGCAAAAAUUAUCGGCCAACCUUAGCUGGCCCUAUACAAAUUCUCGAGAGACUAUUCUAUCUGUGGGCAGGGGCAAACCGGCUACAGCACUGCAGUCGCGAGAUGUUCAAGAACACCUUCCAAUCGGGAUUCCUAUCGAUCCUGUACAGUAUUGGCUCGAAGCCGCUGCAGCUGUGGGACAAGAAGGUGCGCAAUGGGCAUAUCAAGCGGAUCACCGACAACGACAUACAGAGCCUCGUCCUCGAAAUAGUCGGCACCAACGUCAGCACCACGUUUAUAACGUGCCCGGCAGAUCCGAAGAAGACGCUGGGCAUCAAACUGCCCUUCCUGGUGAUGAUCAUCAAGAACAUGAAGAAGUACUUCACCUUCGAAGUUCAGGUUCUGGAUGACAAAAACGUGCGGCGAAGGUUCAGGGCCAGCAACUACCAGUCGACAACUCGUGUCAAGCCGUUUAUUUGCACCAUGCCCAUGCGAUUGGACGAGGGAUGGAACCAGAUUCAGUUCAACUUGUCCGACUUCACCCGUCGCGCCUACGGCACGAACUAUGUGGAGACACUCCGUGUACAGAUCCAUGCGAACUGCCGCAUCAGACGCGUCUACUUCUCCGACCGCCUCUACUCGGAGGACGAGCUGCCGCCGGAGUUCAAGCUCUUCCUCCCCAUUCAGAAGCCGGUGCAAAAGUCAAACGCCAUUUGUAGCUAGAUGCUGAGCGCUUCUGCAACCAAUUAGAGCACCUAACCCUUCGGAGGCGACGCUUACAACGGCACAAACUGCACAAGACUGCCAUCCAGCACACUCAUUCAACACUUUAUGGGAAUCACGAAUAAAAAUUCAUCAUGUACAUAAAGCGA
Drosophila takahashii is the source of this 1031-nucleotide messenger RNA. RefSeq names its product cilia- and flagella-associated protein 20 (gene Bug22). The record is from RefSeq and is a predicted model, not a curated record. Gene Ontology annotation, biological process: positive regulation of cell motility; regulation of cilium beat frequency involved in ciliary motility; cilium assembly. Gene Ontology annotation, cellular component: motile cilium; ciliary basal body. Lineage: Eukaryota; Metazoa; Arthropoda; Insecta; Diptera; Drosophilidae.